AUGGUGGAAAAUAUUAGGCUCGAAAAAUCAAAAGAGAGAAUCAAGCUUCAUCUGUCCACAAAAUUGAAGCUUGCCAUCACGCCCAUGUAUCACUGGGAAUUUGGAAUUCGUACAUGUCAUGUUGGUGCAGUGUGGCCCACAAAACCGUCGGUCAGCAUUCUAAUUUCCAAAAACAGAAGAGAAGUGGAAGAAGAAUGUGGAGGGUUUCUCAGAGCAAUGGAACUUCCAUCACAGCUUUGGCAGAAUGGAUUGCAAAUAUUUAAGGAUACAAGCCCCACCGAGGUCAAACAGCGUCUUCUACGACUACAAAGAGGCUUGGUAGACUCAUAUAUAUUAAUUUUGGCAUCUAUGGUGCUGACUAUGAUGCUGGAGUGUUUUAAUGCGGCAUACUCGGAGCCUGGCUCCAUUAUUUAUGUGGAGAGCCUCUCAGGUGUCGGAUAUUGUUUGUCAUACGUGUCUUCUGUCAUAAUUAUCAACUUAUAUUUCAAGAAAAGAAGGACUUUAGCAAAUGGUGUUAUGAUAUCAGUCGGAGGGGUAGCUAUUCUAUUGAUCCCAUCCCUUUACAGGUUUUUAAUUGACAAAUAUGGUCUGUCACAAGCACUUUGGCUGAUUGGUGCAUUCCUUUCUAACAUUUGUGUGCCAAGCUGUUUAUUUCGGGAGCCAAAUAAACCACCCCAAAGCAACAAUGCACAGGCAGGAAUUAAAGAGAGCAUUUCGGUUAAAACAAAUGAAAACCAGAUAAAAUGUUGCAAUGAAUCUAAAUUGAAUUUGUGUUUGUUUAAGAACAAACGUUUCACACUGUUAGUUAUAGCUUUAACUAUUUGUACAUUUGGCCACAUUAGCAAUUUCAUUUUAAUUCCCGCCCAUAUCAAAACACUUGGGUUUAGCAACACUUAUAUUACAAUAGGUGUAUCUAUAACUGGUGGUGCAGAAUUGAUUGCAGGGAUUGCUGUAGGAUGGUUUGCAGAUCUGAAUUUUAUUCAAAAGAAAUAUAUAUUCGUAGUCUGUAUGUUUCUUGGAGGAGUUUUUGCAUUGAUAUCACCACUGUUCGAUUCUUUUACGUUUAUGGUAGUAUACGCCGGAGUUGCUGGAGCGUUUCCAGCGUCAUAUCUUGCCCUUAUAUCAGUCUUAGCGAUUGAAAGAGUGGGCAUGGACAAUUUCCCAGCAGCCUUCUCGAUCAUAUAUGUCUUUAUGUCAAUUACGUCUUUGAUCUGCCAGCCUAUAGCCGGUAGGUAUAAUAUAUUUACCCGGAACUUUUACAAAUUUGACUUCAUAAAACACACUGAUUCAAAUAUUCAUAUUUAUGUUUUAAGUUGGAUGGCAGAUUAUUACGGAAGCUGGUAUCCUGCAUUUACCUUAACCGGCAUAAGUCUAAUUUGUGCUAGUGUAACACUUUUACUAGAACCAGUUGUCAGCCGGUAUGGCAUGGGCAAGACAUGUUUUAUAGAAAAUGUUAAUAAUGAAUUGGCAUCUCGAGUAAAAGUAAACGGAGUACAAGACAGUAACGAAGGUAAUUUGAAGAAUGCCGAUACAGCAGAAACAGACUUACCUUAA
Molecule: messenger RNA, 1554 nt
Organism: Ruditapes philippinarum (Manila clam)
Lineage: Eukaryota; Metazoa; Mollusca; Bivalvia; Venerida; Veneridae
Product: monocarboxylate transporter 12-like
Exons: 5
Coding region: 1-1554 (517 amino acids)
Biological process (GO): monocarboxylic acid transport; transmembrane transport
Molecular function (GO): monocarboxylic acid transmembrane transporter activity
Source: RefSeq, a predicted model, not a curated record